Messenger RNA from Aspergillus puulaauensis, 1179 nucleotides. RefSeq names its product NAD(P)-dependent alcohol dehydrogenase (gene LAD1). Gene Ontology annotation, molecular function: zinc ion binding; L-iditol 2-dehydrogenase (NAD+) activity. Gene Ontology annotation, biological process: D-sorbitol catabolic process. The transcript has 2 exons. Bases 1 to 1179 code for a protein of 392 amino acids. The record is from RefSeq and is a predicted model, not a curated record. Lineage: Eukaryota; Fungi; Ascomycota; Eurotiomycetes; Eurotiales; Aspergillaceae.
AUGGCUACUGCAACUGGCCUUGACAAGCCUAACAUUGGUGUUUUCACCAACCCAAAGCACGACCUGUGGGUGGCUGAGUCCACGCCGACUCUCAAAGAAGUACAGAGUGGCGAGGGUCUCAAUCCUGGACAGGUAACGGUCGAAGUGCGCAGUACCGGAAUUUGCGGUUCUGACGUGCACUUCUGGCAUGCAGGAUGCAUUGGUCCCAUGAUCGUUACGGGAGACCAUAUUCUGGGUCACGAGUCGGCCGGAGACGUUAUUGCAGUCGCCCCAGAUGUCACUUCGCUUAAAGUUGGAGACCGGGUUGCGAUUGAGCCUAACAUUAUCUGCAAUGCCUGCGAACCCUGCCUUACUGGCCGCUACAACGGUUGUGAGAGAGUUGCAUUCCUUUCGACCCCGCCUGUGGAUGGCCUGCUGCGGCGCUAUGUCAACCAUCCCGCCGUCUGGUGCCACAAGAUUGGUGACAUGGGCUACGAGGAUGGUGCUAUGUUGGAGCCGCUGAGUGUAUCUCUGGCUGCAAUCGAGCGCAGCGGUCUCCGUCUUGGUGACCCUUGUUUAAUCACUGGUGCGGGACCCAUCGGUCUCAUCACUCUUCUCAGUGCCCGCGCUGCCGGCGCAACUCCCAUCGUCAUCACCGAUAUCGACGAAGGUCGCCUGAAGUUCGCGAAGGAACUUGUACCUGACGUCCGCACCUACAAGGUGCAGAUCGGUCUUUCUGCGGAAGAGAGUGCAGAGGGUAUUAUCAAUGCAUUCAACGACGGCCAGGGUGCUGGUCCCGACGCUUUGAGGCCUCGCCUUGCGCUGGAGUGCACUGGGGUUGAGAGCAGUGUCGCGUCAGCUAUUUGGAGUGUCAAGUUCGGCGGUAAAGUCUUCGUGAUCGGUGUCGGAAAGAAUGAGAUUAAAAUCCCAUUUAUGCGCCUGAGCACUCAGGAGAUUGACCUACAGUAUCAAUACCGGUACUCCAAUACCUGGCCUCGCGCUAUCCGUCUCGUUAAGAACGGCGUGAUCGACCUGAAGAAGCUGGUUACCCACCGCUAUGCACUUGAAGACGCACUGAAGGCUUUUGAGACGGCGUCAGACCCUAAGACAGGAGCGAUCAAGGUUCAAAUCAUGAGCUCAGCUGCUGAUGUUGAGGCUGCUUCCGCUGGUCAGAAGAUACAGGUCUCAUCGGUCCUAUGA